This is a messenger RNA of Sodiomyces alkalinus F11, 1060 nucleotides long. RefSeq lists its product as hypothetical. Bases 196 to 756 code for a protein of 186 amino acids. Gene Ontology annotation, cellular component: mitochondrial large ribosomal subunit. The transcript has a single exon. NCBI's taxonomy places the organism in Eukaryota, Fungi, Ascomycota, Sordariomycetes, Glomerellales, Plectosphaerellaceae. The record is from RefSeq and is a predicted model, not a curated record. Gene Ontology annotation, biological process: mitochondrial translation. Gene Ontology annotation, molecular function: structural constituent of ribosome.
AGUGACACCAUUCGACAAAAGACAGGGUCAAGCAUCAUCACAGUUUGACCGUGUACCCAGACGUUUGACCAGUGCCCAAGGAAACGAGGCGGAUACGACUUCCUCCUCUCUAUUCCUUUACUUUUUCCUAUACCCGUCAGCCGUGCAGCGUAACUAGCGACAACCUGCGUUGUUGCAGGCCACCAGCCAUUCGACAUGGCUCACUUCCUCCCCUCCACCCUCGCCCGUCGACCUACUUCGACGUCUGGCCUCCUACAAUCACAACUCAACUCGGCCCUGUCCCCGUCAAGAACACAUGGCCCCUCCUCACUGCGGAAUGCCGCCGCCGGUGCAUGCCAAACCCGAUCCGCGACGUACGUCCACCGCCCGCGGCGACCCUACACCUUCACCCAACUCAUCCAACUCACCGACGGGUCCACCUUCACUGUGCGCACCACCUCGCCCGUCGCCAUGCACCGCGCCGACAAGGACUCGCGCAACCACAUGUUGUGGCAGCCGAGUGAGAAGAGUCUCAAGAACAUCGAACUCGACGAGGCCGGUAAACUCGCCGCCUUCCGGCAGCGUUUCGGCCGCGGGUUCGACCUUGCAGAUGCCAAAGAGACCGCCGAAGGCGCCGAUGAGGCAUCCUCUAAGGAGGCGGCGGAUGGAAAGGAGGAAACAUUUGACUUGGGUGAUCUCAUCAGUGGCUACGCCCCGGCUGUGACCCAGGCAGCACCCAAGAUCCAUAGAGCGGCGGGCAAGGGAAAGAAGAAGUAAUCUGAUGGAAGGGCAUUACUCGAUGUAUGUGCUUGGGGCGUGGAGGCUCAAAUGGGAAAUAGGUUGAAGCCGGAAGGUGCGCCGGAUCAACGCUUCGAGGUGUGAAGUGUGAGCCUCUCGAGAAUGCGAAGAUUAGCCAAAGAAUGCGUUGAAUGGUGCAUUGUACGAUGGAAGCCCGGCGAUAGGGAGUCUACUGUCUUAUAUAUGUACAAUACUACUUCCCACAGAAGGAACAACAUUACGUCUGUGCAAGUUGCAUGGUAAUCCCAUUGCCUCCUAAGAGAAGUCGUUGGCUCUCACUCUU